GUUCCAAAGGAUCGGUCAUAAAAAAGCAAUCGCCAUCUCAAUCUCGUACUCAAGAUUGCGUAAACAGGGAUGCAUGUUGCUUUUUCCAGACAGAGCGUUAGUCACUGUUUUCACUACCACCUGGUACCUGAUCGGCCAGCUGAGGAUACGGGGCUGCAGGGCACCACCGCCCACCAGAUCCUUGUACCUCUCGGUGACCCCCGCCGUACUUUGCGCUCAUCUCCUCCACUGCCCAACCCUGGCCCUCGACCCAAGAUUUCUCCUCUUCAACCAACCUGGUCGUUGCUUGCUUAGGCGGGCUCCAUCUCACCAAACGCCUCUUACCAUAUCGGAGCCAUCCCUGUCCGCAUCGUAUCGUCCAUCCAUCCAUCGCCGUCCAUGGAACUUUUCAGCUCUUCGCUCUCUCUCGGCCCGGCUCUGUUUGUCUAAUCCCUACCGAUCUCGGCUACCACUUGCGUCUUUCGUCCAUCACGCCUUGGCCCUGCAUCUGGACCUGGGCUUAGACUCGAGCUCCAAAGCUUUGUUUUCAGCGCCAGUUUGUCGUCUAAGCGGGGCCUUCAAUCUGCAAGAACGGAGAAUGGAGUUGCACCUAGCGGUAGUGCGGGCUGCUGGCGCUCGAUGGUCGUCAUUGUGGCGGCGACGGCGUCUUCACUUCUUUUCUCGACGGGUCAGGGGUAUUCUGGUCUGGUCUGGUCAGGGCAGGGCGAUACUGGGCUCUACAGCGGCUUCGCGCGUCAACGAGUGUAAUCUCAGCGUACUGUAGUGAAACAGCACUCGUACAGAAGCAAGCCAGCGUUCAGCUCUCACAGUGUUUCCCCCGAACAAGGAAUGCCUGUCCAUCUCACUCAGGCCAUGAUCAAUCACCGGCCUUCUUCUUCAUCACGUCGCCGGCCAGAUUACUUGGCGGGUACUCGAAGGGGCCAAGGCGCCCAUCCACCAUCCACCACCCACACCACCAAGCUGUGCUCAUAGCUGCUGGGAUCACUGCACUG
Messenger RNA from Trichoderma harzianum CBS 226.95, 992 nucleotides. RefSeq lists its product as hypothetical. The record is from RefSeq and is a predicted model, not a curated record. The transcript is spliced from 2 exons. NCBI's taxonomy places the organism in Eukaryota, Fungi, Ascomycota, Sordariomycetes, Hypocreales, Hypocreaceae. The coding region runs from base 74 to 763 and encodes 229 amino acids.